UAAUAAUGAUAAUGUUUUCAAAUGUUUCACAGAAGACAAUUUUCUUUUUUAAUUAGUACCUUUAAAACAACAAGAACAACAACACACUUAUUCUACAGUUUUGAUUUUGCAUUGGAAUUUUGCAGCAGUGCAUGUGAUCUUUGGUUUUAAGCCAUGUUAAAUUUGUAACAAGAGGGUCAGACAUUUCAUACUUGGCUUCCAAAUUAAAAAAAAAAAAGAGUGAAAAAAAAGUGUGUGUUCAUGAGUACAGAAGAGAUCACCCUGGAAUUUCUUCACGGGUCAGAGCUAGCGACAGUGACCAUCUCAAUGCUAUAGUCAAGAAAGGCAAGAACAGAGAAUCAACCCUGGAGAAGAUGUAUGUUGGCUGGCUGAUGGAUGCACAUUGGGGAUUACAUUUGCUUGUUUUGUUCUGAAGAUGACCGAAGCUGAACAAGCUAUUUUCUCCUACUGGCACUAAACGCACACACACAUACACACACACACACAUUGCAAGACUAUGAUUCUCUUUCUCACACUUAACUUCCUUGUGGUUUUUAAAAUCACUUUGGUUAGUCUGUCAGCUCAAGAGCUCUGGAACUGUCCCAAAGGAUACCAAAUACAGAAGGAAAAUUCUUCUUGCAUAGAUCCUACACCAUUCCUCAUUUUCGUCCGAGGAAAUGCAGUCUUUGGAAUGGAUACAGAGGGAACCAAUCACAAAAGACUGGUGGCUGAUGCUGGAUUAUCAGCAUUAAUAGAUUUUGAUUAUCGAGAAGAACAUCUUUAUUGGGUGGAUAUUAAAGAAGGUCUUCUGAAACAAGUAUACCUGAAUGGCUCACAUCAAGAGACCAUUUGUUACGUAGGAAAAGAUAUAUCUGGAUUUGCAGUAGAUUGGAUAAACCGAGAGUUUUAUUUGGCUCACUACCAGGAGGCCACCAUUGAGGUAAUCAAUGUGGAUGAAAACCAUUCCCAAAUCCUUGCAAAAGAUGAACAUCAUCCCACGAGUCUUGUGGUCGAUCCAAGCAAAAGGAUUUUAUUUUGGUCUUCUGAAGGAGCCUUUGACAGCAUCUAUAGAGCAGUUCUGGAUGGUAAAGGGGUGUGGAGAGUUCUACGGAGCAAAGGAAAAAUCAAAACCAUCUCCCUAGAUUUGAUUGAAUUGAGGCUCUUCUGGGUCCAGUAUGAUUACGCUGAUGGUGAUGGCAAUGGCAAUUCAUACAUUGGAACCUGUAACUAUGAUGGUAGUUCUGUGCAUUUAAGCAAACAUAUAUUACGAAAUCAAGUCUAUGACAUAUUUCUCUUUGCUCAUCACAUGUACUACUCUGACUCAACAACCAAUACUAUUCGGAGAGCCAAUAAAUUCACAGGAAAGGAUAUAGUUGCAAUUAACCUGCAACCAUCAUUUCCUCCACCUGCUGAGAUCAUGGUGGUGCAUCCUUUAAAACAGCUUGGCAAAAGGAUGGAUUCUAAAGCAUUUGAGAGACCCUGUCUUUCAAACAGAAAAAGCUGCAAGACAAGCAUCUGCAAGCAAGACUCCAAGGUCCAUCAAUGCAAAUGCAUGAGUGGGUUUACCUUAAGCAAAAAUUCACGGUAUUGUGAAGAUGUCAAUGAAUGUGCAUUAUGGAACCAUGGCUGUACUUUAGGUUGUGUCAAUAUCCCAGGCUCCUAUUAUUGUAUAUGUCCAAGAAAUUUUGUUCUACUGCCUGAUAAGAAAACAUGCCAUGAAUUAAUUUCCUGUACAAGCAAUUACAAUCACUGCAGCCAUGGCUGUGGGCAGACACCCAUGGGACCUGUUUGCUUUUGCCCUGAGGGAUCAGUUCUCCAAGCAGAUGGAAGAACAUGCACAGGUUGUACAUCUCCCGAUAAUGGUGGUUGUAGCCAGAUCUGUACUUCUUUGGGUCCAGCAACUUGGGAAUGUGGUUGUUUUCCUGGCUAUAGUCUCCAGGAAGAUAAAAGACAUUGCAGUGCUACAGGACCCAAGCCAUUUCUGUUGUUUGCAAACAGCCAAGACAUCCGCCGCAUUGGUUUUGAUGGAACAGAUUACUCAAGUUUACUUGACUGGCAGAUGGGAGAAGUCUUAGCUCUGGACUAUGACCCUAUUGAAAAUAAGAUUUAUUUUGCCCACACAGCCUUGAAGUGGAUAGAGAGAACUAAUCUGGAUGGCACAGAACAUGAAAAAGUUAUCCACGAAGCAGCCGAGAGACCUGAAGGGCUCGCCGUGGACUGGAUUAACCGCAAAUUGUAUUGGACUGACCCUGGGAAGUCCUGUAUCAAAAGCAGCAAUCUAAACGGAAUGCAGAGGAACACAAUUAUCCAGAAGAAUGUGUCUCACCCUCGAGGAAUUGCUGUUCAUCCAUUCACUGAGGAACUAUUUUGGACGGACCUAGGGAUCAAUCCACGGAUUGAAAGAUCUUCCUUACAAGGCUCUGAUCGUCUCGUUAUAGCAAAUUCAAACUUACUUUGGCCCAGCGGAAUCACUAUUGACUACUUGGCUGACAAGUUGUACUGGUGUGAUGCGAAAAAGUCUGUUAUUGAAACUGCAAAUUUGGAUGGUUCUAAACGGCGGAUACUCACACAGAAUGAUGUAGGCCAUCCAUUUGAUAUAACAGUGUUUGAAGAUCACAUUUGGCUCUCUGAUUGGAGUAGGCCAUCAAUAUUGAGAGUGGACAAGAAGACUGGCCUAAAUAGGGUGCGCCUUGGAGGCAGCAUGCUGAGACCUUCAUCCCUGAUCGUUGUUCAUCCUUUAGCCAAACCAGGUGGUAUUUUCAUGUCCAAGAAGGGUGUGCCAGCUAACAGCACAUUUGACCAGCAAUCUCUGAGUAAUGGUGUACAUGGAGAUAGCCAUGGAGAUGAUCUGCAGAUGAAACAGAUGCUGACUGCUGAAAUCGUGGUGUCUAACCAGGACGAUUGUACAUGGUUGGGAUGUGAUGUCAAUGCCCAGUGCAUUUUGAAUGGAGAUGGUGCUUCUUGUCAAUGCCAAACGGGGUUCAUCAUGGAAAGCCAAUUAUGCUAUGAUGUUGACGAGUGUGGUUUUAACAUGGACCGAUGCAAUCGGAGCUUGUCGAGGUGUAUCAAUACUGAAGGCAGCUAUUUUUGCGAGUGUCUUGUGGGAUACACUGAAGAUGGACUUCAUUGUUCUGAAUCUGCCAUAUCUCCUACCACUCCGACCAUGGAUAAGUCCACUUCAUCUGAACAAGACAGUCCUAUUGUCUGCCCAUCAUCAUACUGUUUCCAUGAUGGAGUUUGUGUUUAUUUUUCAGUUCUGCAAGCUUUUGCAUGCAAGUGUGCGAAAGGUUACCUGGGAGAGCGUUGUCAGUUCAGUGACUUGGAGUGGUGGGAGCAGCAGCAUGUGAUCAAGAAACAGAACAUCGCCACAGCUGUUUGCUUGGUCGUAUUGUGCUUGGUUCUUCUCCUCGGAGCUGGAACUGCCUACUGCUACAGUAGACAACAGAAGUUUUACAAGAAGGAACCCUGUGCAGAAGCAAUAAAGGAUACUAGCACCAGCAGCAGCGCUGACAGUGAGAACAUGACUCUCCCAACCAGCAAGCCCCUGUUAAUUGUUGUGAUGCAACGUGAUGAAAAUAAGAAAGGCAGACCCAUUGAUGGAACAGACUGCAAUACAGAAGAUCUUGAUUAUUUCAGCAUUUCAGAACCCUAACCAUGGAAAGUUGGACCCCUACAGUUGGUAAACGAUGUAACAGAGCUCUCUCCAGCU
Messenger RNA from Elgaria multicarinata webbii, 3688 nucleotides. It is a transcript of the gene EGF, whose product is annotated as epidermal growth factor. Lineage: Eukaryota; Metazoa; Chordata; Lepidosauria; Squamata; Anguidae. Bases 497 to 3631 code for a protein of 1044 amino acids. Gene Ontology annotation, biological process: canonical Wnt signaling pathway. The record is from RefSeq and is a predicted model, not a curated record. Gene Ontology annotation, molecular function: calcium ion binding; Wnt receptor activity; Wnt-protein binding. Gene Ontology annotation, cellular component: plasma membrane. The transcript is spliced from 22 exons.